Molecule: messenger RNA, 942 nt
Organism: Oryctolagus cuniculus (rabbit)
Lineage: Eukaryota; Metazoa; Chordata; Mammalia; Lagomorpha; Leporidae
Gene: IAH1
Product: isoamyl acetate hydrolyzing esterase 1 (putative)
Molecular function (GO): hydrolase activity, acting on ester bonds
Source: RefSeq, a predicted model, not a curated record
GCCCCGCGCCGCGAAGUCCCGCCCCCGGCCCCGGAUAUCCGGCCUGGAGCCGUCGGGCGGCCGGCGCGACCAUGGCGCUGCGGGAGACGGUGUCUUCCGGGGGUCUCCUGGUCUGGCCUCGCGUGUUGCUGUUCGGUGACUCGAUCACCCAGUUCUCUUUCCAGCAGGGUGGCUGGGGAGCGGCGCUGGCGCACAGACUGGUCAGGAAGUGUGACGUCCUGAACCGCGGGUUUUCAGGCUACAACAGCAGGUGGGCCAGAAUCAUCCUGCCGAGGCUCAUCGGGAGCGGCCGCGACCUGGACAGCCCCGCGGCCGUGACCGUCUUCUUCGGGGCCAACGACAGCGCGCUGAAAGAUGAGAAUCCCAAGCAGCACGUCCCCCUGGACGAGUACGCCGGCAACCUGCGGAGCAUGGUGCAGUACCUGCAGUCCGUGGGCGUCCCCGAGAGCCGGGUCAUUCUCAUCACGCCGCCCCCGCUUUGCGAAGCGGCCUGGGAGAAGGAGUGCAUCGCGCAAGGUCACAAAUUAAAUCGUGUGAAUGCGGUUGUCGGAGAGUACGCCAGUGCGUGUGUGCAGGUGGCUCAGGACUGUGGCACUGACGUCCUCAAUCUGUGGGCCCUGAUGCAGGAGGACAGCCAGGACUUCUCCGCCUACCUGUCGGACGGGCUGCAUCUGUCCCCAGAGGGAAGUGAGUUCCUGUUCUCGCACCUCUGGCCCCUGAUCGAGGGGAAGGUCGCGUCCCUGCCCCUGCUGCUUCCUCACUGGCAGGAUGUGGCAGACGCGAAGCCGGAACUCAGUCUGCUGGGAGACGGAGACCACUAGCCGCGCACGGCAAGGCACGGCGGCUGCGGGCGCGGAGUGGAUCCCAGGGAGCGACCAGCAGUGCCUGCCCAAGGCUGAGCCGCCGCCGCCGCUCUAAUAAAGCAUCGGGGUUUCUCAGGGA